This is a messenger RNA of Phycodurus eques (leafy seadragon), 5645 nucleotides long. RefSeq names its product dipeptidyl-peptidase 6b (gene dpp6b). Gene Ontology annotation, molecular function: dipeptidyl-peptidase activity; serine-type peptidase activity. Gene Ontology annotation, biological process: proteolysis. The transcript has 25 exons. The record is from RefSeq and is a predicted model, not a curated record. The coding region runs from base 197 to 2803 and encodes 868 amino acids. NCBI's taxonomy places the organism in Eukaryota, Metazoa, Chordata, Actinopteri, Syngnathiformes, Syngnathidae.
GGACGCGGGGCAGGAGGGGCGACGGCCAACGUGGUGUGCAUGCAGAGGAGGGCGCGCAGCCCCUCGGACAAAGCGGAAGAGGACGGCUGUGCCAAUAUUGCAAUAUCACGUCGGGGCUGCAGGAGUCACGCGCGCUUCUCACGCCGAGCGACAACCGAGAACCGAGAACCGAGAACCGAGCGUGUGCCCCCGUAUCAUGGCUUCGUUGUACCAGAGGUUCUCCGGCAAGAUCAACACCGCCAAUUCCUUCCCGCAGCCACCCGAGGCCAGCCGCCUGCUCGGCGGCCAGGUGGCGGACGAGGAGCGCAGGACCCCGCCGGAUGCGAGGCUGCCGGUCCAGUGCCGCAGGAAAUGCGCGCGGGACGACGAGGAUGACCUGGUGGGCAGCUCGCCGCCGCAGAGGAACUGGAAAGGAAUCGCCAUCGCCCUGCUGGUCAUCCUCGUCAUCUGCUCCCUGAUCGUCACCGCCGUCAUCCUGCUGACCCCCCGUGAAGAUGACAGCCUGGCCCUCAAGAAGAAGGUCACCCUGGAUGACGUCUUUGGUCCGGACCUCCGCGUCCACGACCCCGACGCCGUGUGGCUCGGCGGUAACGAGCUGCUGUAUCGCACAAGAGAAGGCGACGUCGUCAAGCUUAAUGUGGACGCGGAGGAGAAACGCGUUGUUGUGCCAAACCAGAUGUUUGAAAGAUCGAAGGCCGCCAGGUAUCAAGUGUCACCUGACCUGCAGCAAGUGCUCUUCGCCUUCAACUUGAAACUGAUCUAUCAGCACUCCUAUGUGGCCAAGUACAUCAUUUACAGCCUUGUAACACAGGAAACUUGGCCCUUGAACCCUCCUGAGGUACACGAAGCUGUGCUGCAGUUUGCUGGGUGGGGACCCAAAGGCCAACAGAUGAUCUUCAUAUUUGAGAACAACAUCUACUACAGAGCAACAGUAGAGAGUCGCACCAUCCGCCUGGUUUCCACCGGAAAAGAGGGUGUGGUCUUCAAUGGCCUGGCUGAUUGGCUCUAUGAAGAGGAGAUCCUGCAGAGCUACAAGGCCCACUGGUGGUCUCCCGAUGGCCUGCGUCUUGCCUACAUGACCAUCAACGACACGCUGGUGCCAAAGAUGGAAGUCCCGUUCUUCACAGGAACGCCAUAUCCCAACACUUUGGAAUACCACUACCCAAAGGCCGGGGAGGCAAACCCUGCCGUGCACCUGUCGGUGGCGAGCCUCAACGGUCCUCUGCACACUGUGGUCAUGAAGAAACCCGAUGACCCCCGAAUCGGGAAGGAAUAUUACAUCACAAUGGUGAAAUGGGCCACCAGCACCAAACUGGCUGUCAACUGGCUGAACAGAGCGCAGAACAACUCCAUCUUGACUCUGUGUGAGGCUACGACAGGCGUCUGCAUCAAGAAACAUGAAGACGAGAGCACAAGCUGGCUGCACAGACAGAACGAAGCGCCGCUUUUUUCCCACGACGGACGCAAGUUCUUUUUCAUCCGAGCGAUUCCUCAGGGUGGGAGAGGGAAGUUCUUCCACAUUUCUAUGUCCACCUCCACGCCUAACACGAGCGCGGACAUUCUUCAGUCGCUGACCUCGGGAGACUGGGACGUCACCGACAUCCUGGCCUACGACCGCCAGAGGAACCUCAUAUACUUCCUGAGCACGGAGGACGACCCCAAGCGGAGACACUUGUACAGCACGGACACGAUUCCUCCGUUCAACCGCUGCUGCCUGUCCUGCCAGUUCAAGUGCGGCUAUGUGGACGUGUCGUUCAGUCACAACAUGCGCUACUUCCUACUCAGCUGUAAAGGGCCUGUCAUUCCCAGUGUGGCCGUCUACAGAACAGAGGACAAACAGAGUAAGUGCGACAUUUCAUACUUGCGAGAAGAGAACUUAACUCGUGCGCAGACUGUCACGCGCAGCCGGCGGCGUGUGUGUUUAUCUGCAGAGCUGCUGGACGUGGAGACGAACAAGAGAGUCAACACGACGUACAACAACCUGCAGAUGCCCAGAGUGGAGUACCAGACCAUCACCAUCGAUGACUACACCCUCAUCAUGCAGAUUCUGAAGCCGGCUGGGUUCGUAGACGCAGCCCAUUACCCCUUACUGCUGCUCGUUGACGGGACGCCCGGCGGCCAGAUGGUGACCGAGCGCUUCCAGGUGGACUGGGCCACCAUCCUGGUGAGCAGCUUCAGCGCCGUCGUCAUCCGCUUCGACGGCCACGGCAGCGGCUUCCGGGGCACCAACCUCCUCCACAAAGUGCACAGGAGGUUGGGGAAGCUGGAGGAGAGGGACCAGCUGGAGGCGCUCAGGUUCAUAUCCAAAGAGCCUUACAUCGACAAGAAUCGGAUGGGAGUGUACGGAAAGGCUUACGGAGGAUAUUUAGCCACACUGCUGCUGAGCUCGGACGAGUUCGCUCAGCUGAAAUGCGGGACUGCAGUCUCGCCCGUCACCGAUUUCGAGCUUUACGGGUCGGCAUUUUCAGAACGAUACCUGGGCCUAAAGACGGAUUCCAAAGUAUACACGAUGUCCAAUUUAGCUCACAGAGUCGGUCAGUUGGUGCAGAAGCAGUACUUGAUCAUCCACCCCACAGCAGACGAGAAAGUUCACUUUCAGCACACGGCCAAGUUUAUCAACCAUUUAAUCAGCAAGAAGGCCAAUUACACUCUUCAGAUCUACCCAGACGAGGGCCACUUCCUGCACAGUGAGGACACCCAGAAGCACCUGAGCCGCUCGUUGGUCAAUUUCUUCGGGGAGUGUUUCCGGCUACCCGAAGUGCCGAAGGACGUGCGGCGGGAAGUGGACGAGGACGACAGCUAGACCCGCACCUCCUCCCGUGCAUCGAUCGCCCCGCCCCGUCCGAGCCCACCCCCGCCGAGCCCCUGGCACAAUAUGCAACAUGUAACAAAAUCAAGUGACCCGACUCGGAAGUGCCGAACCCGCACGUUGCGACGGUCCUCGGCUUCCGCCCCCGCUGCCCCGCCCCCCCUCCCCCGUCACCCUGUGCUGCCCGCUGCCCCCCCCCCCCCAACAGGGAACGUGAACAGAUGUCCUGCCCCUAUCAAAGAAUCGGCCGUGUUGUCCGAUGGGAAAUCCUGGAAAACGGAAGCGGGAACAUUGACGACCUACAGCCCGGAGAAUACACUCACCAGACAGUUUAUUAGGUACAAUCUAAUGCGCUCCAAAACACAAGCUGUAUUAUUUUUACAUAGCUUAUAAUGCUCAAGUUUUGAUAGCUUUCAUAGUAGGACUGCAACUAACGAUUUUUUCUUUCCAAUUUUAAUAAUCAAUAGAUGAAUUGGAUCAAAAAUAUAUCGUUUUUGAAACUUCCAUCCCUUUAUACCAAAACAGCACAUUAUUUCAAACUGACAUGAAAAAAAACCCAAACACAUUGAUUCUGAUUCAGUCUUAUUUUGAUUAAACACAUCAUAAUCAGUCUGCUUUCAUGAAGGACUGCAGAAAUCUGAAAAUAAUUAUUGUAGAGCGGCAACAAUCUCAAUUUUAAGUAAAACAAGAUCAAAAUCAAUCCAAAUAGUUGUUGAUUAAUUUAAUAAUGAUUAGUUGCCGAUUAAGUGGUCAGUUAAGUAAGGUUACGUGGUUGCUUUAAAUGCACGACCUCGAAAUGGUUUUUGCUUGAUAUUGACAGUCAAAAUUGGACUGGGCGUGGCACCGAACAGCUUGAAGGCUCUUGAAAGAAAUGGUCAUCUUCUGCCGAAUUGCUGCGUGUUGUGAAGCGAGUUCGGUGGAGCUCGCUGUGACUGUCGAGCGCACGUAAACAAAGAAAUUGCAAUCGCGUCGCUCAAAAAGUCAAGGUAAAUACUUUUCAAAGUUAUUCUUUACCAACUGUCAAUCCAAACUCAGCCUUAUUAUCUUUGUCGAUGUUGCACAAUUUUGGAUCGAGCUGCUGUUUUGGACGCCAUGAGCCGAGCGCACGUGUAGCUAAUCUUGUGGUCGCGGAGUGUAACGUAAAAGUCAAAUUAGGAUAUUCGACAGAUCGGAUAGGACCAGAUAUGUGGUGUGUUUGCCACAAUUUAGCGCAAGACGGAGCAGUAAAACAGAUCUGAGGUGGGGCCUCCAGGAAACCAGCACUUUUCAGCACAAAAUAUCGCCCUCUAUCGACAUGGAGACUGAACUGCUAGUUCCCGGUGACGGUCGCCUUGCCAAUGCGUUAACUGGUUGUUGUGUUCACAAGUACAAUACUCUCUGUUUGGUGUUUUCCCACCCUAUACAGUAAGUGCCGUUUGUCUUUUGUACAAAGGAGUAUUAGGGAGACACUGAGAAGAAGAGAGAGAAAAAUACACUUAAGGUUUAAGUCCUAAUCUUACAAAGGUAAAGUUAUCUAUUGAAAAAAAAUAUAUAUUUGUAUUUGGGAGAAUUUGUUGUAUUUUCACAAAAAAUAUAUAGUAUCUCGAAAACAAAUUUCUUUCUCAAAAAUGUACAACUUUUUCUCAUUAAAAAAAUACUUUAAUCUGGAAAACAAACAAAACAUUCUUGAAUACAUACUUUUUAUGUGAAACAUUUUUUUUUCAUUUGGAAUUAUGAUUUUUGUUUCCUCUCUAAAGUUUCGGCUUGUCCCAUCACAGGUUACUCCAACUUUGUUCACCUAAAGUUAGGACUUGUUUCUCAAAAAUAUCUGAUUUUACUGUGGUAAAAUUACAACUUUAAUCUAAAAAAAAAUCUGGAUAAUACUUUCUUGUAAAGUUGCAACUAAAUCUAAAACAAUGUAUCGCUGGCAUUGCGCGGAUUCCUCAUAUCUCCAAAAGCAACACUUUUCAGGGAACCAAAUAAAGAAAAUAAAAAAAUAAAUAAAAAAAACAGCACAUUUGUUGAACCGUUAAAACUGUAUUGUCAAACAGAGCGAUUUAUAGAAACAUGUAAAUCUACGAAAUUUAGACGUGGGAGGUUUCAGACCGAAGCAUUAAAAAACAUUACGUCAGUCUCAUUAAAUUAGAACGUUUUUUUCAUAAAAUUAUGAAUUUGAUCUCGAUAAUAUACAACCUUUAUGUAAAAAAAAGAAAAGAAAAUGCACUUUACCUACACACACACACAUAUAUAUAUAUAUAUAUAUAUAUAUAUAUAUAUAUAUGCCAGGACGACUGGCAACCCUAACGACGAUAAGCAGUAUAUAGAAAAUUGGACGCUUGUAGUGAUUUAUUUAGAUUUUCAGGUUGGCCUAAUACUCCUUGGUACUUUUGCGUGGCUGCGUCCGUUUGACAAAUCAAAGGCACAAUGUUGUAGUUCAUCAAACGUGUACAAAUAUUCAAUCGCGUCCACUCUUUGGGUUCUUUUUAGUCACCGUGCCUUAAAAAGUGGGCGGACGUUCAAUAUUAGAAGCCCACGUGACGAUGGAAGUGAGGGAAUAUGACUUCUUUUUCUGUUUGUGAGCAAGAAAAACAUUUCACUGAUCAAUUUGACAGUUUGGCGGAAGAUAUUAUACUGGUUUGUAAAUGUAGAUUUACAAUCGGCAGAUGAUCUGGGGAGUUCUCCAUGUUGAAGUCUCAUUAUGUUGUGAAUUAUUUUUGUGUGCUAAAUGGCGAAAACUCUUUACCAGUCGAAUUAGUUCGCGUCAGUGGUUUGUAGUCAGCUGAUGACGUACAAAGUGUAUAAAAUAAGACAAUGUUUGAGUCUUUAUGUUGUAUGUGCAACUUGUACAUAAAGCAUU